AUGUACAAGACAGUGCGACAUGGCGAGAACAGUCUUCAAUACACUAUCCUCCCGCAAACGGAGGAAGUGUUGAACAAUAGCGGCUUGAAAGGAAAAGGACGGGAUUACAGCCCGUCGAUUCACGUGCGACGAUCACGUAGAAAAUCCACUGUUAAAUAUAUAUUACUCAUAAUAUUUGGCGUAAUUGUAACGCUCGGUUUAGCUUCUGUUCCACUUUACAUUAUGAAUGGAGCACUGUUAGCACGUAGGAAUCAACUAAACCAUCAUGAAGUUAUUACUACGGCACCGCUGGCACCAGCUGCUCGAGAAAUGGCUAAAUCUAGGAAAAAGGAAUUAAAAAUGUCGCCUGAAGUUGUUGCCACUCUAGGCCAGAGACCUGAAACGAGUACUAUUUCGAUUGCGACUACUAAAACUACGGUAACAGUGCCAUCGACAGUUACUGGUGAAAGAGCGACUACACCACCAUGGACUAUGCCAGCUUUACGUUCGUGGAAAAGUUCUACUUCUUCUACAGCUAUUCCACCAAUACCUACGGAAGAUAAUGCCAUUCCUCUUAUUGCCACUCAGCCGAAUAAUAAUGAUCGUGUGGCUGAUCAUGAUUUAUCACUUAAAUCUUGGGAGAAAGAUAUUAUCAUUCGUGCUACGGUUACCCCAGAAACCAGUACUCUUCGUAAUGUAUUGAGAUAUUAUUCACGAUCACACGUUUCAUCAGAAAAAUCUAUUGUAGCAAACACCAAAGCGUUUGACGACGUUCUAAUUACUACCAAACCAACAACAAAGAAAUUGCCGGUGACCACGGAUCUUUCUACAACCUUCGAAAGUUAUAAAUUGAAAGAUUUGAAAGAUGCAAUGUUGUCAGUAGAUGAUGAUGAUGAAUUUAAAGAGUCUCUGGAAGUCGAUGAAGUAUUUUCUUUGCCUCCGUUGAAGCCUGAUUAUGCGGCUCCAGGUACUGACUCCGAUGAAGUAACGGUGUCGAAGGCCGGUGAUGGCGGAUGGUACGGCGCGCGUUGGCCAUUUGUAGACACGUCAUCUUAUUUCCAAUGGACGGGCUACUCCCCGGGUGACAACCUACUGCUGCCAUUAUUGGUGGCCGCCUUAUCUUCAAUCGCUCUUGUCCUGCUGCUGGCGCUUGCAGUUCGCCGCCGAAAGCGCACGCAUUCUGCUUCCGCACAGAUUGGGAAGUUAACCGCCGAUCUACAAGCUGACGACAACACUAAUCUGUUGACGGCCGAAAACGCUGAAGAUGCCGAUGAGUGA
Messenger RNA from Arctia plantaginis, 1257 nucleotides. NCBI's taxonomy places the organism in Eukaryota, Metazoa, Arthropoda, Insecta, Lepidoptera, Erebidae. The record is from the annotation of a GenBank genome assembly.